Molecule: messenger RNA, 657 nt
Organism: Paramecium tetraurelia
Lineage: Eukaryota; Ciliophora; Oligohymenophorea; Peniculida; Parameciidae
Exons: 5
Cellular component (GO): Golgi apparatus
Molecular function (GO): GTP binding; GTPase activity
Source: RefSeq, a predicted model, not a curated record
AUGGACUUAUAUCACUAUCUCUUUAAAUUCAUUAUUGUUGGAGAUACAAGUGUCGGCAAGAGUUGUCUUCUCCUCAAAUACACAGAAGGCAAAUUUAAGGAAGAACACGAUGCCACUAUUGGUGUAGAAUUUGGAUCUUAGGCAUUCAAAUAUAAGAAUAAGCAAUUUAAAAUAUAAAUAUGGGAUACAGCUGGUCAAGAAUCGUUUAGAUCAAUCACUCGAUCCUAUUACAAGGGAUCGAUUGGUGUUUUGCUAGUCUUCGAUAUUACAAAUCGAUAGUCAUUCCAUAACAUUGUCAGGUGGUACAAUGAGAUAUUGGAUUGUGCUCACGAAUACGUGGACAUAGUUAUUGUUGGCAAUAAAAUCGAUCUGGAGAACGAACGCUAAGUUUCUGCAGACGAAGGGAGACUAUUUGCAGAACAACAUAGAAUACACUAUAUUGAGACAUCAGCUAAAACUGGAUAGUAUGUUGACUCCGUGUUUUAAUAAAUGGCAAUGCGAAUCUAUGAAAAGAUAGAAAACAAAUUAGUAGACUAGAACAAUGAAAAUUUAGGUAUUAAAUUAGGCACAUUUUACAGAAAUGAUGAAGAUGAUGAUAAAGAAUUGUAAACAAGUUUAGGAUAAAAGAAGAAGAAAAAAAAUGAUGAUUGUUGUUGA